Molecule: messenger RNA, 2139 nt
Organism: Amaranthus tricolor (Joseph's coat)
Lineage: Eukaryota; Viridiplantae; Streptophyta; Magnoliopsida; Caryophyllales; Amaranthaceae
Exons: 5
Coding region: 251-1414 (387 amino acids)
Source: RefSeq, a predicted model, not a curated record
CCUUCUUUCUCUUUCUGCUUUUUGCUUUUUUCUUCUCCAAACCUCAGGUAGGUCCCACCAGCCUGCAACUCUUGGGCUAGAAAAAGCUUCCCUCUCCCCCCUUAUAAUUAAAUCUUCUUCACGCAGCAAACACACCCAUUCAUAACUCCUCCUUUCAUUUUCUCUCUCUACUUUUUCACUCUAAAAAUUAAAAUCAAUUGUUUCACUCAACACUCAACAAAAGUUCAAUCCCUGCCUACUAGCUUCUGCAAUGGGUGAACAGACUCUGGACUCUGAAAACGCUGCGUUUUGGCUCCCUACCCAUUUUCUUACCGACGAUGACUUUCUCUCCGACGAGAUAGGGUUUAAGAAAGACGAACGUUUGUUUAGUAACUCGCUUAGGUUUGAGCCUAACUCGUCGAUUGACUCACCGGUGAGUUCGACUGAAACUGAACGCGGUGAUAAUAAUGGUAACGACAAAAAUGAUGACGAUAUGUUUAUGGCUGAGUUAACUCGCUACCUUGCCCGUACCUCUCUCAACGACUCUUCUGAUGAGAAGCCGUGGAUGAUAUCUACUUCUCCACAAUCGACGUUAACAGGGUUUGGUCCUUGGACUUCAAGAAGUGGGUUUUCAAGUAACGGAAGUCCAAACGGUCCUUCUCAAGUUCCUUCACCGCCGUUGACACCUCCUGCUAAAAAUGACGCCGCCUGGGAACUUCUCUAUGAAGCUGCCGGUCAAGUUGCUUGUCUCAAAAUGAAUGCUCUGGCUGCUCAAAUGAACCAAAACCACCAUAACAGAGGCCUACUUAGGGCCCCACACAACAUUCCGUACUCUAAAUCACAUCAAAGCCACCAUAACUCUUAUUAUGAUUUUCCGCAGUAUGAACAAGUGAAGAGACAGGGGAAUGGUGGGUUUAACUGUCAACAUCACAGCCAUAACCAUAUCCAGCAAAGGAGUGGGCCACUUGGGAUUUCUCAGUCUGCAUGGCCUUCACUAAGGCCAAAUCACCACAACCACCAUCACCGUCAACCAAGUAAUGGGUUGAGGCCCGUUUAUCCUAAUGGGUCUGGGAUACCCGGAAUUAAGAGGCAGUCAACUGGAACCGGAGUUUUUCUUCCAAGGAGAGUGGGGACCACUACAACUCAUCAACAACCUGAACCGCGCAAAAAACCAACUGGUUGUACUACUGGGAUUCAUCCAGCGAGGGUUAUAGAAGCAUCUAACAUGGAUUGCGAACCAAUGAAGAUGAAAAACGGAUUUGGGUUAAGUAGUAACUCACGAUUUGUUCCCGGAAUUCUGUCUGAAAACGAGAUUCUACUAGCAAGGAGAAAUGCUAUACUUGAACAACAAAUGAAAUAUUUGAUGAGGAAGGAAGUAGCCGCCACAACAAUGGUGGGUCAUGAAAUCUAUUUGCCAAGUGAUUGGAAAUACUGACGAUCUUGUAGGUUAUUUUCUGUCUCCUAUGGUUUGAAUUUGAAGGAGAAGAUCAAAAAUGGAGGUGAUUUGUGUGUGUAGAUCUUUUAGCUAUAGUAAGUAACAGGAGUUAGAAUUUAGGAAUUUCAUUUUAUUUCCAGUGUAGAACAACUGAACUAGGGACAAAAAAGGAAAAAGAAAAAAAAUAGAAAGUAAUUAUUAAAGGGGAAGGAGUGGGAAUGGUAAUGCAAAAUGGGAAUGACAGGAAUAAGAAGGAAAGGAAAGGAGGUAUUUUCUUUUCUUUUUUUUUAAAAUUAUUAAAAUGCUUUUGGAAACAAGAUAUUUCUACAAGUUUUUAAUUAGUUUUAGGCAGGAAAUACAAGUUUUUAAAAUUUCCAUGCAUAAGGGUGAUUUGUAAUAAAGUUGGGCGUAUUUAGUUAUUUUAGUAUGCUAAUUAAGCAAAAUUAUAGUAAUUUAGUUAAGUGAUGAUGUUUUAGGGAGAAGUGGAUUUUAUUAAUUUAAACCCCUUUUCAUUAUUGAUAAGUUAUGAUUUGGGUUUUUUUUUUUGGGGGGGCAUUUGUGUUUUUUUGUAAGGGAAAGAUGAAAAGGCCCAAUAGUUAAGUUUGAUGUAAUAUCCCUUUUAGUAUGGGGUUUAUAGUUCAAUAAUUAAUGAUAUAAGUUUCUUUAUUAAUGCUCUUACUAUUUAUAUUCUCUUUUUAUUUCCUCUUUUGCUUAUAUGUUUAUGU